AUGACCGACGCCAACGCUGUCAUCAGAAUCAAGCCACACCACUACAUCCAUGUUCUGGAUAACAAUACUAACGUCACACGUGUGGAGGUUGGUCCACUGACGUUCACUCGCCAGGACCACGAGAAGGUGGUUGCUGGUCCAGAGCCAAUGAUCAUGAUCCCACUUAGACACUACUGCACUAUUGCCAACCCCAUCGUGCGCAAUGCCGAGGGCGCCCUGGUGCUCAACGAGUUUGGUGAGGUCAAGCUGAGACACGGAGAUGAGGAGAUCAGAUUCGCCCAGGAGCCCUUCCCACUUUACCCAGGUGAGAAGCUCACUGGAAAGGUCACCGCCCUGCAGAUCGUGCCCCAGCUCAAGGCACUCAGACUGCACGCCCUGCGUGACUUCACCGAUGGCAAGUCCACCAAGGUUGCUGGUGAUGAGUGGUUGUUCGAGGGUCCCGCCACCUACAUCCCACGCAUUGAGGUUAGAAUCGAGGAGGAGGUCAAGGCCACCAUCAUUGCACCAAACCAAGCCCUGAAGCUGCGUGCCAACAAGGCUUUGCUCGACCGCAACGGAGCCACCCGCAAGGCUGGUGAGGAGUGGUUGAUCAGACAGGUGGGUGCCUACCUGCCAGGCGUCGACGAGAAGGUCAUCGAUACCAUCAACGCCUACAUCCUUACCGAUAAGAAGGCCCUCCACCUCAAGGCCGUCAAGACCUUCACCGACGAGCGUGGAAAGCUGCGCAAGGCUGGUGAGGAGUGGUUGGUCACUUCCAACGACUCUGAGACCCACAUCCCAGACGUCUACGAGACCGUCGUCGGUGAGGUCAACAUCACCACCUUGACCAACCGUCAGUACUGUGUCGUCAUGGACCCAAUCGGUACCGAUGGAAAGCCACAGCUUGGUCAGAAGGAGCUCAGAAAGGGUGAGUUGUCCUUCUUCCUGCGUCCAGGUGAGUCCCUCGAGGGCAACCGCAUCCAGUCCAUCUACAUUCUCAAUGAGCAGGAGGCCCUCUUGCUCCGCGCUAAGGAGACCUUUGACGACGGAAAGGAGAAGCACUUGGCCGGUGACCGUUGGAUGAUCUACGGCCCAUGUGACUACGUCCCACCCGUCCAGGUUGAGGUCGUCGAGAAGCGUGACUCCAUCCCAUUGGACGACAAUGAGGGUAUCUACAUCCGUGACAUCAAGAGCGGUAAGAUCACCACCAUCUCUGGUCGCUCAUACAUGCUUAAGCCAAACGAGGAGUUGUGGUCAAUGGAGUUGCCAAAGACCGUCGAGGAGGUCCUCGCCAAGGAGACCAACGAUCCCGAGUUCUCUGACAACCGUGACAAGACCCGUGUCGUCACCUACCGCGCACCACACAACUCUGCCGUCCAGAUCUACGACUACAAGGAGAAGAAGUCCCGUGUCGUCUUUGGCCCAGACUUAGUCAUGUUGGGUCCAGAUGAGCGUUUCACCGUUCUCUCGCUCUCUGGUGAGAAGCCAAAGCGCCCACACAUGAUCAAGGCCAUCGCCCUCUACCUCGGACCAGACUUUAUGACUGAUGUCGUCAUUGUCGAGACCUCUGACCACGCCAAGCUCUCCCUGAAGCUUUCAUACAACUGGCAGUUCAUCGUCGACAAGACCCAGACUGAGGAGGCCGCCAAGAUCUUCCAGGUCCCAGACUUUGUCGGUGACUCUUGCAAGGCCAUCGCCUCGCGUGUCCGUGGUGCUGUCGCCUCAGUCCCAUUCGACGACUUCCACAAGCGCUCUGCUGAGAUCAUCCGUCACGCCGUCUUUGGUUUUGACGAGAACGGAGCACCAAAGGAGAACUUUGCCUUCAACGCCAACAACCUGAUCAUCACCAACAUUGAUAUUCAGUCCGUCGAGCCAGUCGACCAGAGAACUCGUGACUCUCUGCAAAAGUCUGUCCAGCUCGCCAUCGAGAUCACCACCAAGUCCCAGGAGGCUGCUGCCCGUCACGAGGCUGAGAAGCUCGAGCAGGGUGCUCGUGGUCGUCUGGAGCGUCAAAAGAUUAAUGAUGAGGCUGCCGCCGAGUUGGCCAAGAAGGACCUCUUGGAGCUGCAGGCUCAAUCUGCCGCCGUCGAGUCCACCGGUCAAGCUACCGCUGAGGCCCAGGCUACCGCAGAGGCUCAGUCCAUCUCUGCUCAGGCCAACGUCGAGCAGGCCAAGCUCCGUGCCCAGGCCACCAAGAUCCGUGCCGAGUCUGAGCUCUUGCUCGUCAAGCAGAAGCGUGAGGCCGAGCUUGCCUACAAGAAGCAGAUCGACGAGUUGGAGUUGAACAGACAGCGUGAGCUCUCCACCAUCGAGGCCAAGAAGUUCAAGCAGUUGGUCGAGUCCAUCGGUCAGGAGACCAUCAAGUCCAUUGCCCAGGCUGGUCCAGAGAUGCAGGCCAAGCUGCUCAAGGGAUUGGGUCUCAGCUCCGUGAUGAUCACCGACGGAAGCUCGCCAAUCAACCUGUUCAACACUGCCAACGGUCUCUUGGGAGGUGCUCCAAAGGCCAAGUAA
Molecule: messenger RNA, 2490 nt
Organism: Acytostelium subglobosum LB1
Lineage: Eukaryota; Evosea; Eumycetozoa; Acytosteliales; Acytosteliaceae
Exons: 2
Coding region: 1-2490 (829 amino acids)
Cellular component (GO): nucleus; cytoplasm
Source: RefSeq, a predicted model, not a curated record